AUGAAAUUCAAUAAACUCCUGGAUAUACUUAAAGAAAGGUUCGACGUCCAAAAGAUGCCGGAUGGCACAUAUGUAGUUUCAAGCGGCGAUAGGCGCAUCAGGAUUCGCGAGGAGGAGCUCCCCGGCCAGUUCAAUGUAAACAAACUUCUCCAAGAGCUCGGCACAUCCACAGAGCACUUCGGGCACAUCGGAAGAGACGACCUGUUUCCAGACACCAGGGAGGUUGACAUCGAAAGGAUAGGCAGAAGACAUCCAAAAGGCUCUUUCAUGGACCCAAGCGCCUUUUAUCCUCCCUCUAGACAGUCUCCAGAGGACGAGAGUUCAAACCAGCUGAUCAAAAUAGACCCAAUAACUCCUGGAAACAAGAGGGACAGCUUUGAGCCAGAUCCAGACCAUUACAAUCCAGGCGGAAAUGGCCGCUUUCCUCCCCAUUAA
This is a messenger RNA of Encephalitozoon hellem ATCC 50504, 435 nucleotides long. RefSeq lists its product as uncharacterized. Bases 1 to 435 code for a protein of 144 amino acids. The transcript has a single exon. The record is from RefSeq and is a predicted model, not a curated record. Lineage: Eukaryota; Fungi; Microsporidia; Unikaryonidae.